CCCCCUCUAGUCACAUUCUCUCCCUUCACGAGUCACAGAACGCCCAUGACUAAACAUCCAAAAGCUCGACACUCUCAAACACAGAGCCACACAAUUUCCCUUCUAAGGAUCAAGCCCACCGACCCAAGAUCUACACAUAAGUAUUAUAUAAAACCCCAACCGACCCCUCUUCUCUCCGAUAUCCAGUCCACAUCCUGAUAGAGCAGAGAAUAAAUACGUUCAGUUCCUUCCCUGCUGAUUCAUGUAAUGCAAUAUGGCCAACAAAAGGUCCCAAUUCAGCUGCUCACCAAAUUUUCUGUUUUGAUCCCAAAAAGAAUUAAAAGAAGAAAAAACUGUGUCCCCACUCAAAUAAUUUGAAAGCGAGAGUGGAGAUGUACUCGCUCGGAACUGGAGAAUCUACCAUUGAAGAUGGCGAUAAACAAUGAUGAUGAAAAAUGGGAGGAGUUUGACUCUGAUGAGGAAGAGGAUGAAGCAUUGUCGUUCUGUGAUCUUCCGAACGAUUUAAUAUGUAAAGAGGAUAAUUCGGGUAAGGAAGAAAAUCCUCAAGUGGUGGGAACCGGGGAAGAUUUCGAUUUUGGGUCGUGGAAUAGGUCUCUUUUGGCAGAAUCAGAUAUGUGUGCGGCAGAUGAAGUGUUCUUUCAAGGCCAAAUUCUGCCAUUACGUCUUUCAGUCAGUUCCGAUAGCGGCCUUGCUGGCUACCGCAACGAUAGCAGGAAAUCAAGCCGGUGUGUCUCGAGGUCUGAGUCCAUGGAUCGUGGUUCUUGGGGUGGAUUUACAAGCGUGAGCAGCAGGAGCAGCAGCAGUAGAAGUCACAAUUCAUCAAUUAGCAGCACCUCCACCGCAACCACACACAGGUCAAGAGUGCGAAAUCAUUUCCACGCCCACCCAAGCCCCAAGCCCCAGAUCAAGAUUUUCAACACUCGGCAAGGAAAUAUCGGCAGCCGGGGCCGCAAAUCGACGAUGUGGGACCUCUUCCGGCCGGGUUUGGUACGGACACCGGAGAUUGAAUUGCAAGACCUCAAAGUCCGCUCUACUAACAAGGGUUUUGACAGCCGCAAUAGCAGCAGAAGCAGUAGUUUCAACAGCACCGCUAACAACACAGCAAAGAGCAAUCAUGGUUUCAACGCAGAAAAGCGAAGAAGUCAUAGAUUUUCCAUCAAGAAGAGAGAAUUUCUAAGUGGAUGUAAGUGUUCGAUCAGUGCAGUUGAUCCAGUUCCUUCUAGGAUUGUCGUCAUUAAAACCAGCAGCAAUGGGGGUGACAGCAACCCCAAUGAACGUCCAUCACAGAAACAGCGCCAACACGUGAAGAAGAAGAACAUGCAUCGCACCUUUGAAUGGUUAAAGGAGCUUUCGCAUGCAGCUGCUCCUGACGAAGCCUAGAUUCAAAAACACCACGCCACAACCUUUUUUUUUUUUUUCAUUUUUUCAUUUUUCCUUCAUUAUCCAGUAUGUUCUUGUUAUCUGCCUCUAAAUUUUCCCUCAUGUUUUUAAAAUUAUUCAAUUAUAAUAUCCAAGUGGUUGGCUCUGUUCUCAAGAA
Molecule: messenger RNA, 1537 nt
Organism: Vitis vinifera (wine grape)
Lineage: Eukaryota; Viridiplantae; Streptophyta; Magnoliopsida; Vitales; Vitaceae
Exons: 2
Coding region: 409-1380 (323 amino acids)
Source: RefSeq, a predicted model, not a curated record